Guillardia theta CCMP2712 is the source of this 1086-nucleotide messenger RNA. RefSeq lists its product as hypothetical. NCBI's taxonomy places the organism in Eukaryota, Cryptophyceae, Pyrenomonadales, Geminigeraceae. Gene Ontology annotation, molecular function: protein binding. The record is from RefSeq and is a predicted model, not a curated record. The coding region runs from base 1 to 1086 and encodes 361 amino acids. The transcript is spliced from 10 exons.
AUGUCCUUGAGCUUGAGCACGACCUACUCGCCCCAUACAGCAGUGCAGGACAGCACUGCUGCUCUUGUCCGCCUGACCUCUGGUGGCAGCCCCGUCGACUGCGGACAAACAGUCGAUGCUGGCUCAUUGUUGCCUGUCAGCUUCACCGCGCCUACCGGUAGCGAGUACCUGAUUGAAGUCGUCGCGUCCUCUUCCUCUGCGAUUCCUUUCACCAACGGACGAUGCACAGGCAAGAGGCUGGACAACAAUGUUGGCUCCGUCACCGUCCCUCCCGACGGCACCAUCACCAUCCGAGCCGCAUGGUCAACGUCCAGGAGUGCUGCCAUCUUCAAGUCCCCUGACUGCGUCUACACUGUGAUGCCUUCCCAGGGAUGCGAAGCAGGGCUCUACCUCGACAGCGGGGAGUGUGUCAGCUGCCCCACGUACUCAACUUCCCCUGCUCAGAGCACUUCUGCUGAUGCCUGUCAAUGUCUGGCGGGAUACACGUCCUCCUCAGGCUCCUGCCAAGCGUGUCCUGCAGGAUCCUACAAGCCGACAGUCGGGUCUGAAGCAUGCUCGCCAUGUCCAACAGGCUCCUUCUCGACUCUGACUGCAGCGUCCUCUUCCUCCGCCUGUGUCGCCUGUCGCAGCACAUGCGCUGAAGGGGAGAAGGAGAUCGUCGCUUGCUCAGCCACAACCAAUCGCGUCUGCAUCCCUGCCAAUUGCUCGAAGUGUGAGAUGGGACAGUUCUUGACCGAUUGCAACGUGACAGCCUCUCACGCUGGAACUUGCGUCCAGUGCUCCCCGUGUGCCCUCGGCCAAUACAGAGACGGCUGCGCUGGUAUGUCCGCUGGCGAGUGCAAGGCAUGCCCUACGUCAACAGAAACAUCCGAGGGCGGGUGCUCGGUCGCAGAUCAAGUUUGUGUUCCGAUUGUGAAGUCAGUCCCGACCAUCAACUUCGACGUCACUGUGCUGAUUCAGCUCGCCAUCGUUCUCAUCGACUUCACAUCAGACCUUCAAGCUCACUUCAUCCAUGCUGUCGCCCUCACAGCUGAGACCCUCGACAGCAACGUGAUGAUUGUGAGCAUGGACGCUUCGUCCGGGUGA